AUGAAGAAAACAUUGAACAUGCUUAUGACAACAUGUCUUUUCUGUUGGCUAUGUCGGCUUGUCUUCACCCAAAACACAAAAGAAAAAACUGAGAGUUUAAGCUAUGCCUUUACUAAAGGAGAUUUCGUGAUCGGAGGUUUAUCGCCAGUUCAUUUUUCGCCCACGGAGGCUGAAGAACAACAAAACCCGGAUUCUUUCACUUGCCAGGGAAGACUCAACACAAGAGGCUUUGAAGCGGUGGAAGCGAUGCUUUUUACUAUGGAUAUGCUAAAUGAAGGGCCACUUAAAGAUGUUGUGCUGCCAAAUAUAACCAUAGGUAUGGACAUAAAAGAUACGUGUGGUAGCGCUGAUUACGCCGUCCGCGAGUCACUGAAUUUCUCGUUUAUUCGCAACGCGCACGUUAAGGAUCAGUGCGGCUCAAGUUACGAAAAGGAAAAGUUUCAGACCAUUGCUGUGGUCGGUGCAGCUUACAGCGGAGUAUCAAUGGCGGUUACAAAUCUCUGCGGCUUGUUUUACGUGCCCGUGGUUAGCUACGCAUCGACAAGUAGUUUGUUAAGUAACAAGGUACGAUUUCGUUACUUCUUGAGAACUGUACCUAAUGAUAUGUUACAAGCAAAAGUGAUGGCGGAUCUUGUUCGAAAGAUGAAGUGGAACUACGUGAUAACUUUGGCUUCGGAAAGCGAGUACGGCCGAUCUGGUAUCGAGGCCUUUAAACGAGCACUCGACGGCUUCGGGGAUAGCUACGACGUUUGUAUUCCUGUGGAUAAGCGAUUUACAAAACGCUCUACAGAUGCAGAAUUCGAGGAAAUAUUCCAGAAGAUGCGAGCAAAUUCUAAGGCAAGGGUUGUUAUUCUCUUUGCACAGCUACACGACGCGAAGAUUUUGAUAGACAAAUUUCGUCAGCAUGAGUCAAUGUCGAAAGAAAAGUACGUUUGGAUAGGUUCAGACGCUUGGGGCGACUCAAAACAAGUCCUGAAGGGAAACGAGGACAUUCUACGCGGAAUGUUUGGUGUCGUGCCAGAAGUUGUACAUAUCAAAGAGUUUGAUAAAUACUUUACGAGUUUUACAGACAAAAGAAGGAAGCGAAAUCCUUGGAUGCGUGAAUAUGAGUAUUUAAAAGUUGCGCAUAAUCCAGCUUUUUACAGGGACACUUUUGAACAUUAUCCUAAAGCGCAGUACGUGAUGGAUGCAGUCCUGGCGGUCGCCUACGCACUGCAUAACAUGCUUGGUUGCCAACCUUAUCAAGAUUGCUCCAAGAAAAUCACAAAGAAUUUUAAACAAAGAAAAUUUCUGGAGUUCUUGGAAGACGUGAAAUUUCCUGGAAAGUCGAGGGAACAAUUUUCGUUCGACUAUCUCGGGGAAGCUAUUGGAGUGUAUGACAUUGGUCAUUUAGGGCUUGGAGAUGGAAAUUACGACGUCGUGAAAGCUGGCAAAUGGGGUGGAAAGGAAUGUGAUAUUCUUGGCGCAAAUCUGUUUAUGAGUUCCUGUCUCGACCUGGACAUGAAAAUCAUUGAUAUGGUUAACGAAAAUCUGAAGAACCACACACAAGAAGGUAUUCCUUUCUCUAAAUGCAGCAAAGACUGUCCACCUGGUUACCACAAAAAUCCAGAGAAGAACCACGCAAAAUGUUGCUGGGAGUGCCGUCUGUGCAGUGGUAAUACUAUCACGAAACAAUCCAACAUGGAUGACUGCACUGCAUGCCCGCAAGGAUAUCGUGCAAGUAAAAAUCAUUCGCGUUGCGAGCCCAUACAGCCCACGUCUUUACACUGGAAUGACACUCUAGGCGUGAUAAUUAUCUGUAUAUCAGGUGCUGGCAUCCUGUCUGUAAUUUGCACCUUGGCAGUUUACUAUGUCUAUCGUGAGACUCCCGUUGUGCGAGCCUCUAGCAAAGAACUGUGUUACAUUCUGCUGUUUGGUAUUGCGUGGUGCUACGCAACACCCAUCGCUUUUCUUGUCAAUCUAACAGACCAAGUCUGCCGAACAAUUCCGUUUGUCACAGGUCUCUCCCCCGCGCUGAUAGCUGGGACACUUCUCACCAAGACAAAUCGCAUAUCACGUAUUUUCAAUCGCAAGCUUUUGAAAACAGGGACACCAAGUUUCCUGUCCAAAAAAUGGCAAGUGUUGAUGGUACUGUGCUUAGCUGGUGUAGAAUGCCUUAUAGGAGGAGGGUGCGUGCUCUUCAGCGAGACUGGGAGCAAAUUACUCAUCUCCGAAUCUAAGAAAGAAGUUUUGAAACAAUGUAAGGAGCUUCCUGACAUUUGCACUGUGAUUUGGUGGGUGUACAACAUGGGGCUGGCAUUGACUUGCACGUAUCAAGCUUUCCGUACGCGGAAAUUACCAGAGAAUUACAACGAGGCCAAGUUUAUCACCUUCACCAUGGUGAUAACGUGUAUAGUUGUAAUAAUUUUCAUUCCAACAUACAUAGGAACGAAAGGAAUUUACAGGACUACCAUAACCUGCUUUGUGUUUAUCAUAGGCGGUUCGUCAACUCUCUGCUGCAUGUUUGUACCUAAGCUGUACAUAAUUCUAUGGAGGCCUGAAAAAAAUGUACCUAUGCAGCCUCGCUCCUCGACAAUCCGUUUGGGAACCAUUUCUCCUUCAGCAUCGUUUGUGAAGCGUUUAAGUGUAGACUCCAACUUCAGCGACAAGGCCGGGGAAGGAAGAAAAACACGAAUUCACUCAUUGCCAACGAUUGAACUUAGCAGACCCGAAGACGAGGAUGGAGAACACCAAGAAGUUCCGAGAGUCAAGAAAACUACUCGGUCCUUCUCGCUCAGUCCGGACAUGCUGUCAGGAGGUCGAACAAACCCCGAGCGAGGUCCAGAGCGAAGUCCAACGAGGCUGCUCCCAUCUCGCCGAAGGAGUAGUCUCCAGGCCCCGUCUGCCAUGCUUUCCUCCAUGGAAAUGAUCGAGGAAGGAAACGAGGUCGAACAGUUCGGAGCCAGUAGCGAGUCUGCUACAAGAAGUGGUGCUAUAGACAGUCGAGACCUUCGCGCGGGGUUAGAACGACUGAAACUGGAAUUAUAUGAACUCCAAGAAAAAGAUGAUCGCUUAAACGCGGAAGAUGAUGACAAAAAAAGUUGCGAAGAUGAUGUUUUUCUGCUCUCAGACGUUGAAAAUCAAAAUGAUUAUGACUACGGGGAUGAGUUUGAAACUUCCAACGGUGAUUCUGAGAGUAAAAAUCCUACCACUUGCGCUUCAAAUCUGGAUAAUUGUCAACCAGAGACACAAACAACGUCUACGAGUAAUAGUUUAUCCUGUCAAAACUGUGGUACUAUAGUCUCCAACAACAACCGAGAUUUCUUGAUCGAAGUUUUGCGCGCACACUUGGCAAGAAAAAGUUCAAGCCAACCUGGCGAGAAGACUAAGAAACAUUCUGAAAAUAGCCAGUCACAACACGGUGACGUUGCCGGAGAACCAGGGCGGUCAAAAUGA
Molecule: messenger RNA, 3435 nt
Organism: Stylophora pistillata
Lineage: Eukaryota; Metazoa; Cnidaria; Anthozoa; Scleractinia; Pocilloporidae
Product: metabotropic glutamate receptor 2
Biological process (GO): G protein-coupled receptor signaling pathway
Cellular component (GO): membrane
Molecular function (GO): G protein-coupled receptor activity
Source: RefSeq, a predicted model, not a curated record